Saxophila tyrrhenica is the source of this 1434-nucleotide messenger RNA. RefSeq lists its product as uncharacterized. Gene Ontology annotation, cellular component: membrane. The coding region runs from base 1 to 1434 and encodes 477 amino acids. The record is from RefSeq and is a predicted model, not a curated record. Gene Ontology annotation, molecular function: transmembrane transporter activity. NCBI's taxonomy places the organism in Eukaryota, Fungi, Ascomycota, Dothideomycetes, Mycosphaerellales, Extremaceae. Gene Ontology annotation, biological process: transmembrane transport. The transcript has 2 exons.
AUGUCGCGCUCUUCCACUUCCGAUGAAGGCGAGAAGGAUAUUGGCGUCCGAAAGGAAGCGGGAUACGGCGAACACAACGAAGAGCACGAACACGAUGACCUGGCCGAAGCUCUGCAACCUAAUUUCGCCGCCCACGAUGACAUUGAGAAGUCCACUGAACAGCCCGUACAGGACGGCGACGGAGCAACCCUCACCAAAGUCCAAUCUCAGUAUUCGGUCAACAAUGUCAAGUCUGUUCCUGACGGUGGUGCGACAGCAUGGCUUCAGGUGCUCUGCUCCUUCUUCGUCUUCUUCAAUACCUGGGGAAUCAUCAACGCCUUCGGCAUCUACCAGACGUACUACGAAAAUGGCAUCCUCGCCGGCACCUCCCCGAGCAACCUCAGCUGGAUCGGCUCCAUCGAAGCUUUCCUCCUCAUGCUCGUCGGCUCCGUCGCCGGCCCCAUCUACGACAAAGGCUACGUCCACGAAUUGCUCGGCGUCGGAUCAUUCCUCAUCGUGCUCGGACAGAUGAUGCUGAGCCUUUGCAGUACGUACUGGCAAGUCCUACUGGCCCAAGGCAUCGCCAUCGGCAUCGGCACGGGUCUCAUCUUCACCUCCGGCGUAGCGAUACUCUCCACGUACUUCAGCACCAAGCUCGCCACCGCUACCGGCAUCGCCGCGUCGGGGAGCAGCAUAGGCGGCGUGCUAUACCCCAUUAUCUUCUACAAGCUCCAACCCACCAUUGGCUUCGCCUGGGCCACGCGGGUGAUGGGCUUCAUCGCGCUCUUCACGCUCGGCAUCUCCAACCUCGCGCUGCGCGUCCGCGUCCUCCCGGCUUCACGGCGCAAAUUCCUCGACCUACCUGCCUGGAAAAUCAAACCCUUUCUGUUCUUCAACUUGGGCAGUUUCUUCGUCUUCAUCGGCCUCUACGCCCCCUUCUUCUACAUCCAGUCCUUCGUGCUGCAGACUGGACUCAUGGAGCCAAACCUGGCGUUCUACCUCCUCGCCAUACUCAAUGGCUCGAGCACGUUCGGCCGCUUGAUACCGAACAUCAUCGCCGACCGCAUCGGGCCGUUCAACGUCCUCACGCCGUGCGCGACGAUGUGCGCUGUCCUUCAAUACUGUCUUAUUUCUGCGAAGAGCUCCGCGGCGGUGAUCGUCAUUCUAGCUCUUUACGGCUUCUUCUCUGGCACGUUGGUCAGUCUGCCAGCGACAUGCUAUGUGCAUCUAGCAGGGCCGACGAGAAGAGGGUUGAUCGGAACGUGGAUGGGCAUGGGUUUCGCAUUUGUUUCUCUCGGCAUACUUUGCGGUACUCCCAUAACGGGAGCGAUACUGGCGGCGUAUUCAUUCACCGAAGUCUGGAUCUUCGGGGCGACCUUCAUUCUGGUCGGUUCGUUCUUCACCAUAUUGUCCCGGUUGGCGCAAGCGGAUUGGAAGAUAUUUGUGAAAGUUUAA